Molecule: messenger RNA, 3353 nt
Organism: Aspergillus steynii IBT 23096
Lineage: Eukaryota; Fungi; Ascomycota; Eurotiomycetes; Eurotiales; Aspergillaceae
Product: PA and RING finger domain protein
Exons: 2
Coding region: 300-2909 (869 amino acids)
Source: RefSeq, a predicted model, not a curated record
UUCACGUCCUCGCUCGCUCCCUCUCCCUCCCUCUCUUCCUCUCCCCGCUCCAUAUGACUUUCUUCGACCUCUUUCCCCUCCUUAUUCCCCGUCUUGGGCGGUAUUCCCACCCCUGGUUUUGAUCGGCUUCGUUUUCUUGCCCUCUGUUCUGCGCCCUCUAGAUGAGCGCCCGCCCCCCCAAUUCCCUCGACUCGGCCGUUUGAUUGGUCAUAAGACACCGAACUUGAGACUCGCUGGAUUGCCUCCCCUCGCUCUGGCAGGGCAACGUCCUGAUUCCCAGUGUCGAUUCCGCCUCAAUAAUGCGAUUCCCACGCUUGAUCCUACUUGUUUUCUGUUUCAUCUUUUUCCCCAUCUUCGUCACCUUCUUCUCGGCUCUGACAUCAUCACCGAGCCUGGCUACUCCUAGUUCGUUCGCUGGCCGAGCGACUGGAUUACACGCUCUCUUCUCCUUCAACGUUCCCUCCUCCCUGUUCCCGCCCUCCGCCAUCAUCAGUCUCACCGAUGACAACUCCACCUUCUUCCUGGCCAGGCCUGCCGCGUUUGGCCCGUUGCUGCCCGAGAAGGGCCUCAGCGGUCAACUAUGGGUCGGCAGUGGUUUCGGUGAGAGGACCGCGGCGGGGGCCGAAGGCGAACUAGGCUGUUCGGAUAUCCCAGGGUGGGGCGAAGGCGAAACCCAUCACAAACAAGAUAAGACGAUGACGACGACCCCGGAUGGCCCGAUCGGGAAAUCGGUGCCUGCCGCGGGAACCGAACCCGCGACCUCGCAGGACUCUCCGCAAGACUCCGACCUCCAGCACGAUCCCCAUGACGAAGGCUCUCCGGCGACGAAUGACGGCACCGAUGAUCAUCUUCACCAUCCUCUGCCGGAGUCCCAUGUAGUGGACGCCGGCGCGCCUAGGCAGCACGGGGACAACCAUCAGACUCGACAAACCGCACAUGCCGACAUCCAGUCCCUGCAGGAGAGUGCGGAAAUCACCGGAAAGGUCGUUUUGCUGAGUAGGGGUGGAUGUGGCUUCUUGGAGAAGGUCAAAUGGGUGCAAAGGCGUGGCGGUAUCGCUUUGAUUGUGGGGGAUGACACUCGGGGUGGCAGUCUCGUGACCAUGUACGCGCGAGGAGAUACGUCGAAUGUGACCAUCUCGGCCUUGUUCACGUCACACACAACCGCCCAGUUGCUGUCAUCUUUGGUUCCUUCUCAGGCUGGAGAAGAUUUGGCUCUCGAGGACGGCUCUGGAACUUCCCGCACAAAGCUUACCGGCCAUAGCACUGACAAGCAGCGAUUACCAACCACUACCGCUACAACGGCUAUCACCUCGCCAACAUCCACUCCUUAUGCCGCACCCCAAGAGUCCCAAAGUCCUGCGGUACACCAAGCAGGUGCCUUCCACCGCCUAUUAUCUUUGUUUGGUCUCGGCAGCACUCACCACGCUGGCAGCGUAUCUGAGGAUAGCCGACGUCCACCUAGUAGCGGAAACAUUAACUGGAUUCUGCUGGACGACUUUGACGAUCAGGAGACACCCCAGGAUGAUGACCAUGGCCAUAGUCAAUCGAGUGUCGCCGAUGACCGUAAAAGAUCCGAGAUGGGCUCCGACGCUGGUGAUGGCGACGGGUUUGUCAUAGGCGUGCAGGACUGGCGAGACCCCGAUCUGAUGGCGCCGCGGAGCAGUUCUAUCCCGUCACCAAGCAGCAUCCCGGAGCCGGAACGCACGAAACUGCAGAGUGCUGGUGAUAGAGGCCCCCGAUCCGUGGCGGCUACUCUCAAAGGCGGUAGCAUCACGCCGGGAAGUGGCGAGUACCGUACCUUCGAACGGUCAACCGUUGACAAGGACAAGUAUGUCCCGGAGGACCAGAUAUCGGGCGCUGGUAAGAACGGGAAAUUCGUGCAGAGCAGGGGCUGGUUCGCGAGACACUUUCCUUGGGCGAAGGAGAAGGAGCAGGACUCCCGUCGAUCUUCGACACAUGACAACCGUGAAGGCCGAAAAGUGCGCGAGCGUGAUUCCGGGGUUUCUUCGGAUCACCAGGGCGUAAUCCCCCUGGAGCACGAGGGUCUGUGGAUUACAUUAACGCCGACAAGCAUGUCUACAAGCCCAUUUUUCGAUACGCUGCUCGUUCUUGUCGUCAGUCCGUUGCUGACGUUGACGAUUGUCUACGCCCUUCUUUUGCUGCGGUCUCGUAUUCGACGAAGACGUUGGAGAGCACCUAAGUCUCUUGUCGAUCGACUUCCGGUGAGAACCUACCACACCAUUAGCACGUCUUCUUCAACGGCCAGCUCCCCUCGAUCUUCCAGUCCCGGUCCCGUAUCCCCGACUUCCCCCCUAUUGGGCACCAAGGCUCGCUCGGAAAGCGCAAGGCCGAGGCCUCAGUCACAACGACUGUCGGGUACGUUUUCGGACACGAACACAUCGAACACGGAAUCCACUCGCAAAGAAAACCAGGGCACCUCGUCUACCUUGUGGCGCCGCAAGUACACUGGACGACAGGUCGAAUGUGUUGUCUGUCUUGAGGAGUACGUCGAUGGACAAAGUAGGGUGAUGAGCCUGCCCUGCGGGCAUGAAUUCCAUGCCGAGUGCAUUACCCCCUGGCUCACGACUCGUCGGCGAACAUGCCCCAUCUGCAAAGGUGACGUUGUUCGGUCUAUGUCUCAGAACAAAGGGACCGAGCAGGCGGACGAGCACGAUCACCACGAACUAGGAUCCCACCCUGGUGCUUCAUCCGCCCCCGUUCUGAUUUCUGCGAUCAGUGAAGAUGAAAUGUCGGACCCCGAGCGCCACGCCGGGUCAGAGGCCGGGCUUGUCGAAGAACACGCUUCGUCGGCGCCCCCACCUGGCUGGAGAAAUUAUGCUGCACUGAGUUUUUCCGCCCUCAGUGGCGACACGAUCUGGCAUCCCAGCCGGACUGACAAUGAUAGAUAAAACUUUCCUUUCUCAUCGAAUGUGUCUCCUCUGUUUUGUUUGUUUUAUGUUAUCUUUCUUAUACCGUCGCUUUCAGGGCAUGGUUUUUUAUGUUGCUUCCGGACCUGUGCUUUGAUUUGAAAUGGCCUGCAUUAGCGAACUUUUUGAAGACAUCAACAUCUCGAAUUUGGCUGGCGUUAGGUAGGGAUGCGGGAGUGCAGGCGCAGGGCAACCAGAGCAGUGAAUUGGCUAUGCGAGGGUGGAGUCAAUAGGCUCCGUGAUCAUUUCGAAUUGCUGUCGAUCUAGCGAGCGCUCAUGAUGCCCAUCACUUUGACUUUGACUCAUUUGCUUUACUUCGUUCUAUAUCUAUCUACCUGGAAGAUGCUGUAUAUUAAAACCCACCACUGCCGAAUGGAAGCACGGCCAGCACGUGUAGUGACGUCAUCGUGCAUGGGCCUUAUCGAG